AUGAAGAAUCUUACGCUGCUGUCCCAGAUCCACUUGGCACGGUUUGGAAGACCCGCUGGCAAGGACAUUCACCACAGCGUUGAUCCCGAGACAGGACAUGUCUAUGUCGCCUACUCUAUAGGGCCCUCAGAGGGCGUUCUUAUCAGGAUCUCAGACCUUCAGUCGCCCUUUCCAGAAAUCACAGAGCUCGCCGCCUUUCCACCUGAGAACGAUGUGAAUGUGGAUCGGUGGGGACAGGUUGUGGGCGUCAAGUUUUUGGUGGAUAUUCAGGCCAUCUGUGUUAUUUUUUCCCACGGAGAUGUCGUUCUCUUUCAUAACGAACCAACAGAGUCCAGGGAUACUCUCGAGAUCGUUGGGUCUGUAGACUCGGGAAUCUCCUGCAUGGCUUGGAGUCCUGACGAGGAGUUGAUUGUCAUGGUCACUGGCGAAGGAUCCAUUUUGGAGAUGACCAAAGACUUUGAUGUGAUUGCCGAGAACCCCAUCGAUGUUGAAGAGACCGGAGAAGAUGUCAGUGUCGACGUUGGAUGGGGAAAGAAGGAGACGCAAUUCCAUGGAACAGAAGGAAAGCAAGCGGCGCAGCGCAAAAUCGAUACCUCCGCAUUCACAUAUUCACCCGAUGACGAUGAUAAACACAGGCUAUCAUGGCGUGGCGAUGGAACAUAUUUUUGUUGCUCCUCUAAGGACAAGCGACUUGGGCGCCGUGUGAUCCGCGUAUAUAAUCGCGAGGCGAUUUUGCAAUCAACAAGCGAGUCGGUGGAUAUGCUGGAGCACGGCUUGUCAUGGCGGCCCUCAGGGAAUUUGAUCGCUUCCAGUCAGAGGCUGCCUCACCGUCACGACAUCGUCUUCUUCGAGAGAAAUGGAUUGCGCCACGGAGAGUUCACGUUAAGGGAGCCCAACGAUACUAUUGUCAAAGAGAUGGGAUGGAACUGUGACUCGACAGUCUUGGCUGUCUGGUUACAGCGCUCGAACGGAUCGUGCAUUCAACUCUGGACCAUGAACAACUACAAGUGGUAUCUAAAGCAGGAACUACUGUACAAUGGAGAAGGAUCCGCCGUUGCUAGCUUCCAAUGGGAUGCUGAAGCAGCCCUGGCGCUCCAUGUCGUCACCGAGUCUGGAUCGUAUCAGCGGAGUCAGUACUGUUGGGACACCUAUAUCAACGAGACUCUGAGUCCCGAGAACUUGGGCACGGCUGCGGUUGUGGAUGGUGCCAAUUUAAUGGUUACUCCGUUUAGAGUCAUGAAUGUUCCACCGCCUAUGGCUGCGUUCACAUUGACUAUGCCUUAUGCGAUCCAGCAUGUCUCAUUCUCAACACUACAUCAUGGCGACGAUAUGGCGAUUUUGCUGGCGGAUCAACGGGUGGCAUUCUACGAGAUGGCCGACAAAACUACACGACCGCUUCCUGAGCCGAAAUUAUUAGGAGUGAUUGAAAUGGCAGAGGUGCCAUCAGCUGUUAUUCGACAGAUUGCAUGGGUUCAGCCAGACACGCUUAUCGGCCUUCGGUACGACAGUGACAUCGCGACGGAUUCGAUUGUGGUAGUCAAGCUGGCAUUCGAGAAGGGGAGCAAGGCGCCGAAGAUUGAGAGCAGAACAGACGUCCCAUUGGAAGGCCUAUACCAGCGGCUCUAUUUCAACCAGAACUACGGCGACAUUUUACUUCAGCAAGCCGAUGGUAGCUUGACGAGUUUGGAGAUCGAGGAGGACAAAGAGCCCAGGAUCGGAAAGUGGAUGGAUGUGCAUCGUCUGCCCGAGGGUUGCCUUUGGAUGGGUACCACCAGGAUAGGAACUGGCAAUGUAGAAUACAGAGAAAAGGCCGUCAUUGGACUAGCACGCAACAACCGGCUGUAUGUGAAUGAUCGCCUGAUCUCUUCGGAAACGACCUCGUUUUGUCUGCACAACCACUUCUUGGUCUUCACCACGGCCACGCACUCUGUCAGAUUCUUGCCUCUGGAAACAUCUUUCUUCGAGUUUAAGAUCGUGGAUAACUCCAUGCUCCCAUAUGACGAAUCGAUCCGCAGAGUUGAGAGAGGCUCCAAGAUUGUGCUUGCUCUCCCAUACUCUGUCAAUCUGGUCUUGCAGAUGCCUCGAGGAAAUCUCGAGACAGUCGCACCAAGGGCGAUGGUCUUGUCGGUCACCCGCGAUGCCCUCGACAGGCGCGAUUUCAAGACGGCAUUUGUGACAUGCAGGAAGUAUCGUAUCGACCUCAAUAUCCUGUACGAUCACAACCCCAAAGCGUUCAUGGAAAACGUUGCCGAAUUUGUGAACCAAAUUAAGGAGGUUGAUUACUUGAACUUGUUCCUUUCGUUUUUGAGGAAUGAGGAUGUCACUCAGACACUGUACCCACUCUCAGGCUCCGGUUCGACAAUGAAGCAGCUGCAGCAGCCUUCCCAGGCAUUCGCUCGCUCCAAGGGAGGCAAAGGUGCUUCAAAGGGUGCAUAUAGAGCUGCUGUUCCGCCCGAAAUGGCAGAGAAGGUCAAUCAAAUCUGCGAUGCUGUUCGAAAGGAGCUCAAGACUUUGGACAGGAACACCUAUAUUAACUCGGUGCUGACCACCUACGUCCGCAAAUCGCCACCGGACCUCGAGUCAGCGCUGCUGCUUCUGGCAGAGCUCAAGGAUCAGGAUCAGGCCCUGGCAGAAGAUGCACUCAAGUUCACCAUCUUUUUGGCGGAUGUGAAUCGGUUGUUUGACGUGGCUCUGGGCAUGUACGACUUUACGCUGGUCUUGAUGGUCGCGCAAUGGUCACAGAAGGAUCCUCGCGAGUACCUGCCGUUCCUGAACGAACUUCGUACGCUGGAGAAGUACUACCAGAGAUUUAAAAUUGACGAUCAUCUUAAAAAGUAUCAGACGGCGCUUGAGAACCUGAGCCAGGCCGGCGAGAAGUACUUUGAGGACUGCAUCGCGUACAUCAAACAGCACAAUCUCUUCAAGUUCGCGCUCAAGAUCUUUGCUUCGAAUCCGACCAAACACAAGGCGAUUUUGUUUAUCUAUGGAGACAGUCUGUCUGUCAGCGGCGAUCAUGCUCAGGCUGGUGUUGCUUAUGUCAUGGCUGGGAAUAAGGAAAAGGCACUGGAGGCGUACAACGAGGCAGGACUCUGGCGUGAGGCCGUGGUAUUGGCACAGCAGCUAAAAUAUGAACCAUCGGCAAUAGCGUAUUUGGCCAGAGGACUUGCAGAGCAGCUCAAAUCGAGCAAGCGGUACGCAGAAGCAGGUGUGCUAUUGGCAGAAUAUUCGAAGGAUUCGGAGGAGGCCGUCUCAGUACUGCUGGAGGGACGUCUCUGGAAUGAGGCGAUCCGGACAGCGUAUCUAUAUAACCGUCAGGAUCUGAUGGCGACUCAUGUCAACCCCGGUAUUGCGGAUGGCCAUCAUGAUCUUAUGGAAUCGGUCCGUGAGAUGCAGGAGCAGUUUGACAAGCAGAUGAAGAGACUGAAGGAGGUCAGGGAUCUGAAGAUCGAGAAGGCGCUUGCUGAGGCAGCCGAGGAUAUGGUACCAGACGAUGCGCUGGACAAUGUGGAUAUGAUGUCGGAUACGACCUCGAUGGCUUCUGGAUUCAGUCGAUAUACUGCUGCCAACUCGGUUCUAUCCAAGUCUUCUGUAUCCUCUAGAUCUUCACAGCUGAAGAAGAGGCAGGACAAGAAACGUGCGCGGGGCAAGAAGGGCAGUGCAUAUGAAGAGGAGUACUUGAUCAACUCACUCCGAAAGCUGAUGUUGCGGGUGGAUAGUACCAAACCCGACGUUCACGCCCUCUUGCAGUGCCUGGCUGCAUCCAUGUCGCUUGAGCGCGCCAAGGUACUGCAGCAAGAGUUUGGAAAGUUGCUUCAGGACAUCGAUCAGCACAUGCACAUCAUCUUCGUACCCCCGACAGAAGAAUACAUGGCCAAGAAGAAGGCGGCUGAGGAUGCGAAAAAUGAGCGCAAGAAGUUGAUCAAGCAAAUCCAGACGAAUGCGCACCUGAUGUCACGCCACGACGAGGCGGUGGCCCAGGCGCAGAUCGCGCAGCUGGAGGAGAUUGCGGAGCAAGAGAUUGCGGAUAUCUAUGGCGAACCGCCCAUCAUGAGCAAGGAGAAUUGGGAUGUGGACUUGAUCUAG
This is a messenger RNA of Gamsiella multidivaricata, 4083 nucleotides long. Its product is annotated as IKI3 family-domain-containing protein. Lineage: Eukaryota; Fungi; Mortierellomycota; Mortierellomycetes; Mortierellales; Mortierellaceae. The coding region runs from base 1 to 4083 and encodes 1360 amino acids. Gene Ontology annotation, molecular function: tRNA binding; protein binding. Gene Ontology annotation, cellular component: elongator holoenzyme complex; cytosol. The record is from RefSeq and is a predicted model, not a curated record. Gene Ontology annotation, biological process: tRNA wobble base 5-methoxycarbonylmethyl-2-thiouridinylation. The transcript is spliced from 8 exons.